Messenger RNA from Annulohypoxylon truncatum, 1559 nucleotides. Its product is annotated as integral membrane protein DUF92-domain-containing protein. Gene Ontology annotation, cellular component: membrane. The transcript has a single exon. Lineage: Eukaryota; Fungi; Ascomycota; Sordariomycetes; Xylariales; Hypoxylaceae. The record is from RefSeq and is a predicted model, not a curated record. Bases 178 to 1275 code for a protein of 365 amino acids.
UAUUUCUCCACCUUACACAUGUGCUGACUUGCUCACUCCUCAACUUCAAUGUUCGAUCAACUUCUCAAUUGAAGUCAGAUAUAUACACUUACCUCAGUAGGCAGCUAGCUCGAAACAGCGUCUCGAUAUCCAAAUAAUUCAGAGGAAACCGAGGAACUGCCAGGGAUUUCAGUCGCGAUGAGAGCCAUCAUCGCCGUCCCUGCCACGUUGGCGCUCGUCUAUCGAGCUUACUCCCACAAUUCCCUUACGCCGUUCGGUAUCUUUACUGCCGCCGUAACUGCCACCGCACAUGCCCUUCAUCCUUGGAACCUGCCUUUCGUUCUACUCGUCGUUUUCUUCCUAGCCGGGACUCGCGUGACCAAGAUCAAGGCCGAUGUCAAAGCCAACCUCACCCUACAUGCUCAAGGAAGCACCGGAGGCGAGGGCCCGAGGACGCACGUCCAGGUGUUGGCUAAUUCGCUGAUGGCGUCUAUCUUGACGCUGCUACAUGCCUAUCAGCUCCGCGUACGCCGCGAUGCCGUUGUCUCUCACCGGGAAAUCCCCGAGGGCUCGUUCUGCUAUAAGUGGGGCGGCGAUAUUCUCGUCAUCGGAAUCAUCGCCAAUUAUGCCGCCGUGUGUGCCGAUACCUUUUCCUCUGAGCUCGGCAUCUUGUCGCGCACUAGCCCGAGAUUAAUUACGUCUUGGUCGCUUCGAAAAGUCCCCCGAGGCACGAACGGCGGCGUCACGUUGUGGGGGUUGGUCGCCGGCUUCCUUGGGUCUAUGAUCAUCGUGGCCGCGUCUCUAAUGUUCCUUCCUUUUUGCGGGGAGGAUACCAAGGGCAAGAUUGGCGGCGGAGAAAGCUGGACUAUGAACCAAAAGGCCACGUUAGCCUGGGGAUUGGCCAUAUGGGGCGCGUUGGGUAGUCUUCUGGACAGUUUCUUAGGAGGUUGGUUCCAGAGGAGCGUGAGAGAUGUGCGUUCUGGGAAGAUCGUCGAAGGCGAAGGUGGCGUCCGCGUUCUCACUGCCGAAUCCCACUCUCACGAACAUGGGGAGAGCACUAUCGAGAAACAAUCAACACCUCAGGCCGACGAUGGGAAGAACCCGUACGAUCCGAAAGAUAAGCAUCGUAGCUCUCAUUUUGGAGACCUUAAGCCUACGCGUGUUGCCGAGAGCGGAUGGGACUUGCUGGAUAAUAAUGACGUCAACUUUUUGAUGGCUUUCACGAUGAGCGUCGGCGCAAUGGUUCUGGCCGGUUGGUACUGGGAGGUUCCUCUGGAUAGCGUUCUGAGAGCUUAAGCGUAUCUUCCAAGCAUGAAUAUCAACGGCGGAUGAUGAAUAAUGAUCCGGUGUAUUCCUGGGUCGGCAAUUAGGUUUAUUUUAUUUUAUCCUCGUAUCAAUUACUAAUAUAGGAUAAAAGUAUCUCACUCAUCUUGUUUUUAUCUUACUUCCACUAUUGCCCUUAUGAAGAAGUCGUUGGAAUUGGACAUGAAUAGAGGACUUAAAACCAACUUACCCGGCUUUCCAACUCAUGCCGGUUGCCGCGGUGGAUUUACGCUAAGCUAAGUCUUGAAUGUUUCACA